Heterocephalus glaber (naked mole-rat) is the source of this 2636-nucleotide messenger RNA. The record is from RefSeq and is a predicted model, not a curated record. NCBI's taxonomy places the organism in Eukaryota, Metazoa, Chordata, Mammalia, Rodentia, Bathyergidae.
UAAACUCCUCGGGGAAGUUUAGAGCAUUGCCUUGUUCAGAGCUCAAAGUGGACUUUCAGGCCCCACUUUUGCCUUGAGUGCUCCUUCCCAGGCGGACACUCGGACCUCAGGGGUAGCCUCCUCCCCCGGUGUUGCUAAAGAGCACUGGAGGGGGAAAUUUCUCCUGAGAGCGAGAGAUCUAUGGUAAUGUGGUUUUAGCUGGUGAGUCAUCACGCAUUCCACCUCACCAGGCAGCUGGCGCCAGGACUCAGGACUCAGACAAUAGAUGAUUUGCUGCGAUGUGGAAUUUGCUUUGAAUAUUUCAACAUUGCGAUGAUAAUUCCUCAAUGUUCACAUAACUAUUGUUCUCUCUGUAUAAGAAAAUUUCUGUCAUAUAAAACUCAGUGUCCAACUUGUUGUGUGCCAGUCACAGAGCCAGACCUGAAAAAUAACCGCCUAUUAGAUGAACUGGUAAAAAGCUUGAAACUUGCACGGAAUCAUCUGUUGCAGUUUGCUUUAGAGUCACCACCCCUAUCUCCUGCUUCUUUUUCCUCAAAGAAACUUGCUGUCAAAGUACAGAGUCCUGGAGCCUUCAGAGAAUCUUUGAAGCAGGGCAACAGGUUAAUGGACAAGUUUUUGAUCAGGGAAACUGGUGAUUCUACAUCAGAGUUGUUAAUAAAAGAAAAUGACCGCAAAGUCAGUCAUCAAAAAGAGACAAGCCCUUCUACAGAGACCAAAGAGACAGGUUUUGUAGAAAAGAUGACACUUGGUUCCUCAGAUGCUAAUAGACCUGAGAUACCCUCUACAUCCUCUUUGAAACAAGUUGCUAAAGUGGAUUGUCCUGUUUGUGGUGUUAACGUUCCAGAAAAUCACAUUAAUAAGCACUUAGACAGCUGUUUGUCACGUGACGAGAAGAAGGAGAGCCUCAGAAGUUCUGUUCAAAAAAGGAAGCAGCUGCCCAAAACUGUGUAUAACUUACUCUCUGAUCGUGAUUUAAAGAAAAAGCUGAAACAGCAUGGAUUAUCUAUUCAAGGAAAUAAACAGCAGCUCAUUAAAAGGCACCAAGAAUUUGUCCACAUGUAUAAUGCCCAAUGUGAUGCUUUGCAUCCUAAGACAGCUGCUGAGAUAGUCGAAGAAAUUGAAAACAUGGAGAAGACCAGGAUGCGUCUUGAAGCAAGUAAACUCAAUGAAAGUGCUAUGGUUUUUACAAAGGACCAAACAGAAGAGGAAAUAGAUGAAAUUCACAGUAAAUAUCGUAAAAAGCAUCAGAAUGAGUUUCAACUUCUGGUGGAUCAAGCCAAAAAAGGAUACAAGAAAACUGGUGGAAUGUCAAAAAACAAAGUAAUGAAAGAAGAAGAAUCUACGGGAAAGCUGUUAUCUGUAUGCAUGGGACCAAAAGAUGAUAAAAUGAAAUUCUCAGAUGUGACAUCAGAAGCAGACCAUUUUCACCCAUCAAAGCUGGUCUCUCCAAGCAAAUCCAAGGCCAAAAGAGCAGAUGAUUCUUCUAGUUGUACUGAUAUUCAAGAAGUGACUCUUUUCUCAUCAGAAUCAGAUUCCUGCAAUAGUUCCAGUUCAGACAUCAUAAGAGAUCUUCUGGAAGAAGAGGAAGCCUGGGAAGCAUCCCACAAAAAUGAUCUUCAAGACAUAGAUACAAGCCCAAGACAGAAUCGCCGCAUGAGAGCAGCUGAAAGUGCUGAGAUUGAACCAAGAAAUAAACGUAAUAGGAAUUAGGGGCCUUUUGCCACCUCUUUUAAUGCCACGAUCAGAAUAUGGUAGUUUUCAUUGCUGAAUGUAGAUUUCAUAUUUAUAAAUGACCAACGAAAGAUGCAAAAUUCUAAAUGUUAUGGUUAACUAAUUUUCAUUCUUUUCUAUCUUUUCGGAAAAGGAAAAGGUGAUAAAACAUUGUCACUUGGUCAGUUGCCUCCUGCCUCUUAACACAUUAACAUCCACUUGGUUCACCAGCUUUACUGAGUGGGCAAACUAUUUUGCAAAGAGAUUUGUUUGGUUUUUAAUUUCAGGAUAUCUAUAAGCCAUUCUCCUUUUCUUCCAUGGAGAAACCAGCUUUAGAAGAGGAUUCUUUUCCACCUCUCCACUAUAAGGAGUGGUUGAGUUAGGGAUAUCUGUGUUCUGCAUCACUUAUGUCCUCAGAGCGUGUGAGUGCCUGGGGCUAAGCUGCUCUGUGCCUAUCACAGCAGUUCUAUGACGGUGUCACCUGGGUUAGGGGGAGUUGUUUGUUAGACUUGUGUUUCACGUCACUGGAAAUAGGAUUCCAAUUUAAAGUCACAAAGUUAGUGUUAUAAUUUUUUUUAAAGUUACAAAAUUAGUAUUAUCAUUUUUUAAAGGUACAAAGUUAUAGUCUUUUAAAAGUUGUGUUAGUACUAUCAUUUUUUAAAAGUCAAAAAUAUUUAAAGUCACAAAGUCACAAUGACUUUUAAACAGUAGACAUUUUCUCCUGAAAUGAUACUUAAAAAUGACUACUAGCAUUUUUUAACUUGAGCCAAUGAAAUCUCUAACACUAUGAAUCACAGCUAUUAAAAUAUGCAAUAAAUGGAUUUGUAAAUGAACAGACUUACUCUAGGUCAAAUUGAAAUAAUGUCCUCAAAAUGGUACCCUGUGAAUAAUGGAGUACAGGCCAUAUAAACUGUUAACACACUGGU